Tarenaya hassleriana is the source of this 1287-nucleotide messenger RNA. RefSeq names its product hsp70-Hsp90 organizing protein 1. Gene Ontology annotation, molecular function: Hsp90 protein binding. Bases 145 to 1155 code for a protein of 336 amino acids. The record is from RefSeq and is a predicted model, not a curated record. The transcript is spliced from 8 exons. Lineage: Eukaryota; Viridiplantae; Streptophyta; Magnoliopsida; Brassicales; Cleomaceae.
UGCAAGGAAAACUCAAGACGGAAGAACACAUCUUUAUUACUCGUCUCCUCUUUUCUCCCUUCACAAACCCUAGUAGUAGAGGCAGAAGAAACUCGAAAUCACCGAUUCCCUCGUCGAUUCUUCUCCUCUAUCGUCCUCUCGGAAAUGGCGGAAACUGUGGCGGAAUCAGAUAAGGCGGGGCAGACGGGACCUACAGGUGGAGAAGAGCAGAGGGCUCUAAAGGACAAAGGCAAUGAACUCUUCAAAGCCGGGAACUAUCUCAAAGCCGCUGCUCUCUACACUCAGGCGAUCAAACUCGAUCCUUCUAAUCCUACUCUUUACAGUAACCGAGCUGCAGCUUUUCUGCAGUUAGUUAAGCUUAGCAAAGCUCUAGCUGAUGCCGAGACGACUAUCAAACUCAACCCUCGAUGGGAGAAGGGGUAUUUCAGAAGAGGUUGUGUGCUUGAAGCCAUGGACAAAUAUGAAGACGCCUUGGCGGCGUUCCGGAUGGCCCUGCAGUGUAACCCACAGAGUGCAGAAGUUUCUAGAAAGAUCAAGAGGCUUGGUCAGUUGCAGAAGGAUAAACAACGAGCUCUAGAAGUUGAGAAUUUGAGAUCGAAUAUCGACAUGGCCAAGCAUCUUGAUGGUUUGAAGUCGGAAAUGUCUGAAAAGUAUGGAACUGGAGCAUGUUGGGAAGAGAUGUUUUCUUUUCUCGUCGAGACAAUGGAAACGGCAGUGAAAUCAUGGCAUGAAACUUCUAAAAUCGACCCGAGAGUCUUCUUUCUUCUCGACAAAGAGAAAACGCAAACCGAAAAGUAUGCUCCUGCAGUGAACAUCGACAAGGCUUUUGAAUCGCCACAAACACACAGCAGCUGUUUUACAUUCCUCAGGCAAUAUGCAGAGGAGUCAUUCUCUAAAGCUGCUUGCUUGAUAACACCAAAGAGUAUCAUAUCCUACCCACAGGUGUGGAAGGGCCAAGGUUCAAGGAAAUGGAAACUCGGACAGAAUGAUGGAUUCUUCGUUCAGUUCGAGUCUCCCUCUGUUCGAAAACUCUGGUUCAUCCCAAGCUCCAAGGAAAAGGGCCAAACUUUGUGCAGGGAGCCUCAAACGCUGGAGAUGAGUGCACAUGAGAUUCUUCCUCGCAUUUUCAAGGAGACACCCAACAACUCAUCAUAGUUUCGAUUCGAGCGUCUCCUUCCACAAUGCUGUUUUUUUUUUGGGUUAUUAAAAAAAAAAAAAAAAAGGAAACCCCUUGAGAUUAUAUGAGCAAGAAUUGAAACUAAAAAUUUUAAUUAAUUUUGUUUUGUU